This is a messenger RNA of Pyrgilauda ruficollis (rufous-necked snowfinch), 3466 nucleotides long. It is a transcript of the gene LRMDA, whose product is annotated as leucine rich melanocyte differentiation associated. NCBI's taxonomy places the organism in Eukaryota, Metazoa, Chordata, Aves, Passeriformes, Passeridae. Gene Ontology annotation, biological process: melanocyte differentiation. Gene Ontology annotation, molecular function: protein binding. The record is from RefSeq and is a predicted model, not a curated record. Bases 79 to 762 code for a protein of 227 amino acids. The transcript has 7 exons.
CCCGCGUCAGCUGACUCUGCCAGGCAGCGGCCCGGCCGGCACCGAGCCCGCGGAACCUCCGGCGCUGCCACCCGCAGCAUGGCCGGGGUCGUGGUGAGCGGAGCACAGGUGUCCUACAUUAGUCAGGACUGUGAAGAAAUUCCAGAAUUCCUAGGAAGAAAAUAUGGACGCAUGGCAAAAAGGCUAGACCUUAGCUUCAACUUGCUAAGGUCACUAGAAGGACUGAAAACAUUCAGUUACUUGGAAGAGCUGAUCUUGGACAACAAUCUACUUGGAAAUGACCUUCUGUUACCCAGGUUACCCCACCUCCAUACCUUAACGCUCAACAAGAACCAAAUAACAGAAUUAGAAAGCCUUUUGGACCAUUUGGCUGAAGUUGUGCCCUCAUUACAGUAUCUCAGUUUGCUUGGAAACAUUGCUUGCCCAAAUGAACUGGUCUGCAAAGAAAAGGAUGAAGAUGACUACCAAAGAUACAGAUAUUUUGUCCUGCACAAAUUGACAAACCUGAAAUUUCUCGAUACUCGGAAAGUAACCAGGAGGGAGAGAGAGGAAGCCUUGAUAAGAGGUGCCUUCAUGAAAGUGGUGAAGCCCAAGGAUGCCUCCAGCGCUGCUGCCCCUGCCUCUCCAGAGAUGCACUACACACCUCUGCCUUCUGGAUCCAGAGACCUCACCAACCACAGAGGCAUUUUGGGGAAAUGUCGCUACAUUUACUAUGGAAAACAUUCCGAGGGCAACAGAUUCAUCCGAGAUGACCAGCUAUAAAACACAGCGCUGUUUUGUGCCUCUUCAGUCCCUCCACAUAAGAAGCACAAAUCACAUCUACAUUUUAAGCAUGUAACUAAAGUCCUCUAGUGCCUUCUGCUGACUUUGCCAAGCCUGUCAAGAUCAUCCUUCUAUCUUAGUCUGAGUAGUCACAUAGAGAUUGACAUGAUUGCCUUUAAGCAGGUCCCAUCCACCAGCGUGACAGACAGCUGCAGCCGAGCACCCGGCCUGACAGGAGGAGCAGGGUGAUGGAUUGCCUGGUCCAGAGCUGCUCGCAGGAGAGCAGGAGUCACACCUGGGGCUGGGCUGAGCCCGCUCCGGCCGCGGCGCCUCCAAAAGCACCGCGUUUAUCUCUGCCUGGCCUGUUGAGCCAGAGUGGGUGCUGAUAUCAAAGUGUUUAUAAAAGACAGAGGCUGUAUUUUCAGAUGAAAAAGGCCUUAUCUGUUCUUAUUUUUUUCCCUGUGAAUUAAGUGCUUGUGUUUCUAUCAUCUCAUACAUGCUUACACAAAUCCUUUCACAGUUUGGUAGUACACCCACCCACCCCCAAAAUGAGCCUAGAUGGAUUAUUUUUUCUUUCAGCAGGGAAAAAUAUAUGUCCUGAAAACAAUCUGGCCAUGCAAAGCACUGUCAAUCUGUAUAGAUGUUUAUAUGCAAAGGAAAAGGAUUUUAGUAAUUUCCCAGACAAACAAAUUUUUCUAAUUCUUGAAUCACAUCUCAUCGUUUACUAGCUCUUGCCUUCAGAAAAGUGAACAUUUCUUUAUGUUGUAAAAUAAUGCCAUAGCUUAACUGUUUACACUUGGAAGAAGUCCUCAUCAGUGAUAUUGACAGUGUGUAUUAUUCCUGGUUUAUUGCACAAGCUAUUUUUAACUUUUAGGGAUUAUGUUUAGAAUUAAAUGCGUAAAUUUUGGGGGGAAAGUGCUUAAAAGGAGUGAUAUAAAUCUGCCACCAGAUGGGUGUGAUUAUUCAGAGGGGAAAAAAGUCAACACAAGUAACUGGUGGAAUUGACACAAUUAGCAACUUUACUAAUAUAUUAGAGAGAGUUCUGAAUAAUCCCUUUUGAUAUCUGUGUAAGGCUAUUGUCAAAUUUUCAGUCAAGAAAAUAAAAAGGCAUGGCAAAUUUUCUGUUUUUCUGAUAAAGAGGUUUGAAAUAUUUAGAAUCAUUAACUUGUUACUGUGAAAAAAACCCUCAUACUUCAUGCAUAUAUUGUGUUAAAUCCUACUUGAUACAAUGGGAUUGGCCAAGGAAUAUGGAGAAAUUCUGACUUCUUGGCUGUUCCAAAUGCAUUCAUAUUGAUCCCAGUUGAGAGCUAUCAGUGCCUAGCUGUUCUUGGUUUGUUUGAAAUUACUUGGUGGUCUUUAUUCACUUUCCUGGUUAAAAAAAAAUACAGUCUUUAGAAACUGUCUACUUUGGAGGCUUUUAUCAGCUGGCAUUACAGGUGGAAGUGAACUGAACAUGGAAGCCAGUCGUGAAAGCAGAUGUGACUGAUGAAAUAGUGAGGCACUGGCUGAGUGCCAAAGGAAAGCUUGCUGCUGCUCAGCAUUUUAGACCUCACUCAGUAAACGGAAGCCUUUGCUCACUCGGCAAGUAUAUAAUAAAUCUUUAACAGAUACUUAAAAUCACUGAUGAACAUAGAACGAUCCAGUUCACACCACUUGUAGUUCAAAUGGAUCUCUGAGCUGUUUGAUUGGUGUCUGGAAAGCACGUUCUAGCCACUGUCGUGCCUCUUCUAAUGUCAUACAUGACUACAAAUGAAAGGCCAAUUCACACUGCAAAUCUGAGGAGAUACCAGAUAAAUGAAAGCUACAUGCCUUUUUCUUUAAUCAAAAAUAUUAACAGAAAUAUUUAGGGCACUUGUCAUCUGUUUUGGUUACCAAAAUAACAGCAAUCUUAGUUUGUUCCUACAUGAGGCCUGUUUUGAAGCCUCCACACAUUUUGGCUAUGGCAAUGUUUUAGGCAGCAGGAUUUGGAAUAGGGAUGUUUAGAAUAACCUAAUGUCACUUUCAGUCUGUUUGCAUAUAUGUUCUUGUCUUUAUAAAAGGCUUUAACCCUGCCUCAAACAAUAAACAGCACUUGCAAACUGACCGCAUGAUUUUUCCAUCUUUAUUUUGCUUGUUUACUUUUCCUAAUGUCAAAACCAUUUGUAUCAUUUUCAGGAGUGUUUUUUUCCUAGCAAAGCUUUGGAGGCAAAAAUAUUUUUGGAAUGAAAUUUAAGCAAAUUCUCUUCCACUUUGGAUUUUGUUUUCACCUGGGGAAUGAGGUACCUAGAAUUAAAUAUAGUAAAGCCCUAAUAGAAAUCUGCUUGAAGGGAAUUCACACUAAAUGUCUCUAAUUCUGGAAAAUCCAAAAGAAAAUCUGUGAAUAAUUAUUUUGUAUUACUAGCAUGUAUUAGGAUAUUAUUUAAAAACAUGCGUGGAUGUGUAUUACUGUUUAUGCAAACAUCUUUUUUUCUUUUUAAACAUGUAGAGCAUUAUAUUUUCAGACGUGUUCUGCUGAAAUUCUGGUUAAAGAGAUGGCAGAAUUUUCAUACCUAGGGUUGCUUCCUAUACUGGGUUCUUUCCUAAGUGGGAACUGUGCCUGAAUUUCUUAAAUGAACAAUAAUUUAGGAUGAAAGUUACAGUGAAGUAAUCUAGGAAGAAGUUCCACGCUCUUUCCUUUUCUUCCCCUUCUCCAUAUGUCGCACAUUUUUGCCUCUCAAGAUUAACU